Salvelinus sp. IW2-2015 is the source of this 3601-nucleotide messenger RNA. NCBI's taxonomy places the organism in Eukaryota, Metazoa, Chordata, Actinopteri, Salmoniformes, Salmonidae. The record is from RefSeq and is a predicted model, not a curated record.
CUGUUGGGAUGCGCUGCAGUGGAGCCGAAAAUCUGGGGAACCAGACUGUCAAACCUAAGGUCAUGGUCUAUUCUCUCAAUAACAAUAAGCUUUAAAGAUKAAUGUAUCUCUUCAUCAUUGUUUACCACGUCUGGUCGGUGGUCAAACAUUUUCAACAAGUUUUCCCCUUUUUCUCCUUGCRGGUUGAUUGCGACACUGGCGUAAGGUUUCCUCCUCCCGCCUCCUCUCCUUUMGGCACUGAUUGAAAUUCAUGCAGAUCAAAGAUCGCUUUCGUUUACUGUUAUGGUAACUCGCAGCUGCGGCAGUUGAGUUGGCGUGCUGUGGGGAAGGAAGGAACCCGGCGUGAACAGAUAAUGGCCUCAGAGCCGGCGGAGUAAUGGGAUCGGUCGCCUACCGCAGCCAUGGCCAGAUCAACAAACAGAAGCGCCAAGGAUGGAGAUUCAAGGGUGUCUGCUCCCACGGACCGGGCAGAGGCGCGGGACCUGAGCGACCCCAGAGAACUGUCUCUUGAAGAAGUGUUGAAAUCCUACGAGCAGCCCAUAAACGAGGAGCAGGCUUGGGCGAUGUGUUAUCAAUACUGCAGCUGGUUGAGAGUGCCGCGCCCGGCCACUGUGACUGGUGGAGUUUACCGGGUGAAGGACCCGUCCUCUAUACUCCUGCUCAGGGAUGGGACGGUUUCCCCAAAGCAAGAACCAGAUGACACAGAUGGACCUCCCCUUCCACCAAUCGCAGAGCGUCAGCUGGUUCAGUCUCUGGGCAUGGCCAUCUACCAGGCCCUAGACUGGGGACUGGAUGACAGUGAGGAGCGGGAGCUGAGUCCUCAGCUGGAGCGGCUCAUUGAGCGCAUGGCGGGAGGUGAUCAUAGCCUGCAGGCUGACUCCGGCGGUGGCAAUGGAACAACAGAUGAGGGCUACAGUGGACAGGARGAGGAGGAAGAGGAAGAGGAGGGAGAAAAGGGGGCUAUAAGACCAGUGUGUACAUUCAGCCAGGUGAUGACGCUGUGCACCUCCAGAUUGGCAAUCCCUGCCCUUGCUCCGGAGCACUACCAGGCUGUGUGCAGAGCCUUGUUCGUUGAGACUCUUGAACUGCAAACCUUCCUGAUCAAAAUCCGAAAUGCCAAGGAGAUGCUGAAGAAGAUCAAUGGAGAGGAUCCUCAGGAAGAUCAAGCUGAGAUCGAUGCACUGAAACACACAGACUGGACUCAUCUCUGGGUCCAGUUGAUGAAGGAGCUGAGACAGGGGGUGAAACUUAAGAAGGUGCAGGAGCAUGAGUUUGACACACUGCCCACUGAGUUCAGCCUCACACCCUUUGAGAUGCUCAUGCAGGACAUCCGCACCCGCAAGUUCCAGCUGCGGAAAGUCACGGAGGAUGGUGACAUCCCCACACGAGUGAAAAGAAAUGCCCAUGAGCUUAUUUUGGACUUCAUCAGGUCUCGCCCUCCACUGAAACCAGCGUCGGAGCGCAACCUGCCCCCUCCUCCUCAGGAGCAGCAGUCCCUUCACGAACGCGUCCUCGCUGAAAUCAAACAGGAGCGCAAACUGAAGCCUGUGGACCCACCCGGCUCCAAGAGAUCGUUUGGCUCCUUGCCCUGUCUGGCACCCAACUUCCCGUGUGAUUUCAAAUCUACUUCCUGCAUUGACCUGUCAGUCUCAGAGCUUAGGUCCCGCCCCCCAUCUCAUCCUCGUGUUCUGCUCAAAGCUCCUACUCUUCAGGAGAUGGAGGAGAUGAGUAUUUUGGAGGAUGAGGAGUCUCCAGGAGAGCUCUGCCGGGCUGAGAGUUUUCCCACAUCCAUGAAACGGGACCGCUCCUUCUCUGAACAUGACCUGGCUGAGCUYAGGGGGGARAUUCUCCCCUCACUGUCCGAAUCCGCACAUCUGGGAGGGGCUGUGUUGCGGAGGGGCGAGAGACCACGGUCACACACGCUCUCAGGGGCUGGGCCACYCCCCACGCAMAGAGGUCAGUAUGCUCACAAAGCUUUCUUCCUAUUCGUCUGUCUGUCUGUCUCCAUCUCCCUGUUCCAAGCCCCUCUUCCUGUGCCAGGCUGGGUGCCCCUCUCCCCUGCCCGUAUCUCUCUCAGCUCAGUGGAUGAGACCACAGAAGGGGCAGAGACUGGCUCCAGCUCUCGGGGUGGCUAUAAACCCAARUGGAUGGAGGAAUUCAGUCACCCAGUGGAGAGUCUUGCCUUAACAGUCGAUGAGGUCAUCAAUGUGCGUCGUGUGCUKGUGAAAGCAGAGAUGGAGAAGUACCUCCAGAACAAGGAACUGUAUGACAAUCUGAGGAGAGGCAAGGUGUGCUGUUGCUGCAGAAUUAAAUUCCCCCUCUUUUCCUGGCCAUCCACCUGCCUGCUCUGUAAAAGGUCUGUCUGUGGAUCCUGCAGUGCAAAGAUGAAGAUUCCUUCCAAGAAGAUGGCCCACAUCCCAGUCUACACUGUGGGCUUUCACAGCAGCCCAAAGAGCCAUGGUCGCAAGAGUGAGGUCUACAAAUCUCUGCGUACUCUCUCCCGCCGGUCUGUGGAGGAGGAGUUCCCCCACCUGUACACCCAUGGCUGCAGCCUGCGGGAUGUCUGUGCGGACUGCACCAAGUUUGUGGCUGAUGUCAUCUCGUCCAGUCGCAAGAGCCUGGACAUCCUCAACAACACUCCCAAGAGGGAGAGUGUUACGCCCAAGACACACCCCCAACCUCAUGCAUCACCACAUCCGCCCACCUUGAAGAGGAAGAACAAGUGAAUAGAUCGACUGUUGGUUUUUCCUGCGCCUCCUUAGCAGGGUUGCACCUGUGCUGCACUACUAGCCUACUCAAAUACCCCACCAUUCCCCCUAACCUGCAAGUAUCCCCUCACCCUGCUGAAGUGCUUGUUAAGGGUUGUUCCUCCCCCACUCCACUGUGGAGGUUCAUAGGAGGAUAUGGCCUAGGAACAACAAUAAGUCUGCCUCAUCACACCAGUGAUUACUUCACUCACUGGUCUGAUGCAYAGCUGAAACUGAGAGAGAGGACGUAAGGAAGAAGUGGAGGGCAAGCAGAGAGGGGAGGCAAAACAGAGGGAGGAGGAAAUAGGUGAGAGAGGAAGAGGUAAGGAUGAUUGGAAAAAGGAGAUAUAUCUACUGUAGGAGCCAAGAGUUUGGUUUAGGCUAAACAUUUAGCUCCCUAGUUGCCUUGUUGUAGUUAUGAAAAACCAAAAUAACACAUUUUAACUGUAAACGCACCUUGACACACCUUCUUAGAACACCAGAUUUUUUUUCUGGAAUGUUAAAACAACACUAUGGCAAGCUCAAUAGAAGAGUAUUUCACUAUGACAAUAAUUGUUGAAAUGUGCUAGGAUUGUCUGUGGUCCAACUUAAUGAUGCAUGGUGACAUUGUCUGUACGACUGUUUGAAUGUAACCGGGUCUGAGAGGACUAGUAAAGGUCAGGUCUGGGUAAAAGAGAUCCUAAGAGAGACCUGUCCUGUUGGCACCACACUGGACUGGACCCCAGCCGUCUAUCUCUGCUGCUUCAGAAUGACAUUAAGCCCCCUCUCUCACCCUCGAUGGUCCUGUGAGAUCUGCUCUAAUUUUCUAAACACUAAGUAAACCUCAACUGCAAUAAAUCUAAUGUAACCAUGAA